Molecule: messenger RNA, 8290 nt
Organism: Schistosoma haematobium
Lineage: Eukaryota; Metazoa; Platyhelminthes; Trematoda; Strigeidida; Schistosomatidae
Product: ecotropic viral integration site
Exons: 18
Coding region: 626-3655 (1009 amino acids)
Source: RefSeq, a predicted model, not a curated record
GUUUGAUCUCGGUUUUUGAACUUUCUUCGAAUGUCCUCUCAAAUGACCGGUUCUAGACGGAAGCAAAAGAUAAGACAUGUUAAUACCAAGGUCAUCGUUCAGUAUGCGAUAAACCAAUAUUAGAUCACCCCGUAUCGAAUCAUCAGCGAAUGGGACGCGUUACCUGAGUACGUGAUUGAAACUUCAUCUGUCGACGCUUUCAUAAGAAAGUUGGAUCAACUGAGAAACCAUUAUUUCCAGGACUAAGAUAAGCCAAACAGCAUCCUGAAACUGUGAUUAAGCAUUUAAGUUACCUAGUCUCAUUAGCACGUGUUACAAACUAAUGCGUUACUGCCGAUAAGUAUUUAGUGGUCGUGGUUUCAUGAACAUGGUUUUGGGUGUGCCUCACAAUUUGACACGAAGAUAUGGACAAGUGGCUGAAUCGAAGAAUUAACUCUUUUUUCGUUGACUCCUUGUAAUCGUGUUCAGUGAUCAAAGUUUGAGACGCUUGUACAAUUGAAAGAUCUCUUCUACAAAUACUCAAAGUUACUAUUAUUCUUUAUUUCACUGGAGUUACCGACUGAAAUUCUGUCGACAAAUAUAUCGAACCUUUUACAGAUGUUGAUCAGGUAUUUCCAAUAAUAUAAUGGAGUGCAAAAGACAAUCUGAACUGGAACUUCUAGCCAAACUUGAGGAAAAAAAUCGAGCUCUUUUUUCAGAUGCUAAAGUCGUUCCAUCUUUACAUACUCGUCGACGAGAAGGUUCUUUAUCAAGUAGCAUUUCCACUGGAUCUGGGCAGGAUGAUACACGAAGCAAUGGAACAUCUUCGCUGCAGCUUAAUGGUCAUGCAACACAUGGGUCGUCGAAAUCGAGUAACACUUCUGGAGUCUCGAUUCCUUUAAUGAUUGGUUGGACUGCUGGAGCACCAAUUAGCAGUUCUAUUCGUGAACAGUGGGACUACGUAAUAAAUAAUUGGGAUCAAUGUUCGAAAAAGAAAUCCUAUGUUUCUGAUCUCAUUAAAAAAGGUGUUCCUGAUGAAUUUCGUCCAUUAAUUUGGCAACUAUACUGUGGAGCUUAUGAUUCAGCUGUUAAAAAACAUUAUCAUAAUUAUUUGUUAGUAAAUUCACCGGUUGAAAAAGCUAUCCGACGUGAUAUUGCACGUACAUUUCCUAAACAUGAUUUAUUUAAAGAUGAAAACGGUUGUGGUCAAGAAAGCUUAUUCCGUGUAAUCAAAGCGUAUUCAAUUCAUGACCCAGAAGUGGGCUAUUGUCAAGGCUCCGCAUUUAUUGUUGGAUUAUUAUUAAUGCAGAUGCCUGAACUUAAUGCAUUCGCUGUACUUGUUCAAUUAAUGAAUGAUUAUCGACUUCGUGAAAUGUAUAAACCAUCUAUGAUGGAACUUGGCGUUUGUAUGUACCAGUUAGAACAAUUAAUUGCUGAUAAUUUACCCGAAUUGUAUACGCAUUUUCGUACACAAUCAUUUGCACCAAGUUUAUAUGCAUCAGCAUGGUUUUUGACAUUGUUCUCUACUAUUCUACCUAUACCAUGUGCUACACGUGUUAUGGAUUUUUAUAUUGUUGAGGGCCUUCAAUUCAUAUUUAAAUUGGCUUUAUCAAUAUUGAAAUUUUCUGCAGACAAUUUGUUAAGAUGUGAUAUGGAGUCAAUGGUUGCAUUCCUUCAACAUGAAGGACCAUUAGCGUGGGAUAAACAUUCGAAUACUAUAUUUGAAAAUGCUUGUUCGCUUAAAUUGAAUACAAAAAAGAUGAAAAAAUUAGCGAAAGAAUACAUGACAAUGCGUAGUCAAGAACGAGAAGAACAAAUUGAAUUACGUCGUCUUCGUACUGAAAAUGGAUUAUUAUUACAACGUUUAGCCCGUUUAGAAGAGGAAAGUGGUGUAAUGGCUGAUCGUUUAGUUAAAUGUCAAUUGAUUCGAGCACAAGAAGCUGAAACUACCAUUGCAUUACGUUGUGAAUUAUCUAUAUUAAGACGUGAAUAUGCUAAUUUAAAUUCUAAUUCUCAUUUAAUAACUAAUGAAUUUUUAUUGAAUAAUAAUACUAAUAAAAGUAUUGAAAAUAAUGAUGAACAACAUAAAUUAUUAUUGAAAUCAACCACAAUCAAUCAUGAUGAUGUACUGCCAACAAAUGAAAAGAUAAUAAAUACCACUGUUUCUAAUACAAAUACAACAAUCUCUAUGGAUAAGCCAACAAUCACAAAUAUAUCUAACCCAAAUCAGAAUUAUACCAAUAAUGAUACAGUACAUCAAUCACUUGUUAAUGGUUUCUCAUCACCUACUUAUAAUAUUCAGAAUAACUAUACUACUAAUAAUACUAAUACUACUAAUAAUAAUAAUACUUGUUCUUCUUCUUCAUUACAUGAACAACAAUUAAAUAAUUCAUAUGAUUUUUGUACAUUACCAAGAUCAAGAAAUCGUGAUUAUCAAAUAAAAGGUGGUAAUCAUUAUAAUGAAAUGAAAAAUGAUGAAUUAUUAUCAACUACUAUGAAUCAAUUACAAACAGAUUUAAUGAAUUCACGUUUUAAUGAAGCGGAUACUAAAAAAAUAUUACAUGAAUUACGAUGUAAAUUACAUGAAUUAGAAGAGUCAAAAUCGGAUCAAUCACUUCGAUCAGCUGAACAAAUUGCUGUAUUAAAAGAUGAAUUAUUUGGUGCAAAACUUCGAGAAACAGAAUUAAUAAAUCAAGUAGAAGAGUUAAAAAGAAGAUUUGAUGAUUUGAAUUCACUUUGGCAGGCACAUAUUGGAAAAUGUAAAGGUGUUAACAGUGAUACAAAACGUUCUUCACUUUGGAUUGGUUCUUUAAACUCACUGGAUUCACAUGAAACGAAUUUCAAGAUGAAAUUUUCUGACCGACUACUGGAAACACGAUUCGUCAAUCAAAUCAGUAGUUUAAAACAACAGAUUACUGAUUUAACUGUACAACAAGAAUUAUCUGAUCGUCGUGCUGAUCGUUUAGAUAAACGUGUCACUGAACUACUCGAAUCACGUACAGCAUUUCAAACAAGAGAACGUGAAUUAACACUGGAAUUAAAGCAAUUAGAACAGAAAUGUGCUGAUAUAGAAGCGAAGCGUAAAGCCGAUGGUGUUAUGUGGCGUAGUCGUGAAAUGGAAUUUAAAACUCAACUAGCUGAACGUAAACAAGGUUAUUUACAAUUGGAAUAUCAAUAUGAAAGUCUACUAACAUCACAACGUCUUCAAUCGAAAACCGAUAAUCAUGAAUUGAUGCUUAGAAAAUCAUCAUUGGAUUCUGAUAAAAUAUUAGAAAUGACUAAUAACACUAAUAGUACCACUGAACAUAAUAGUUGUAAUAAUGCUAAUCGUUUUACCCUUGGUAGUUAUUUAAAAUUUACUCAACCAAACCCACCAUCUGACCCAUCAAAUUCCACUGUAUCUACACCAAAAUCAACAAUGGAUAACAAAAUAGUGAAUUAUGAUAAAUCAUAUUGUCCUAUUAAUGGUGAAUUAUAUUCAAUGUGGAAAGAUUUACCACCAGCUGUUAUGACUGAGUCAAUUGGUCCAUUAGAAGAUCUUUGUCUUAUACCAGAUGAUCCAAUGAUUACAAGUGUUUACUUGAAUUCAUCUUCAUCAGCAACGUCAACUACAACAACAACGACAACAUCUCCACCGUCAACUCCACCAUCUAUUAUAUCGAAUAAUCAUUUCUAGUCGUUAUUAUGCUUGUACGCUUUCAUGAUACUUCUUGGUUAUACUGCUAAUAUUAGUAAUUUUUUAUAUUUACAUACAGUUACACAUAUAUACAUUCAAAUAUAUUUUGUUGUUGUUAUCUAUUGUUCGAAGUGUAACUGAAGAGUUUUCUCCUCCUCCUCCUCCUCCUCCUCCUCCUCCUCCUCCUCCUCCUCCUCCUCCUCCUCCUCCUCCUCCUCCUCCUCCCCUCUCUCUCUCCCUCUCUUUUUUUUUAACAACUAAUCUACCUUCAUAUUGUAUAUCUAUUACAAUAUUUUGAUAUUUAAAUGUAUUCAUUUGUUGUUGGCAAUAAGAUAUAGAACACAUCGAUUUUGAAUGUAUAAUAUAACUGUUGUAAAUGGAUACCUCAUUGGUCUCCCCUUUAUUUAUUUAUUUCUCGUUAAUCACUUAUAUUUGUUGAUCCUUUCAGAAAGAUUUUUCAUUGAAAACAUUUAAACAAACAUGAUUGAUAGUUUUCUUUUCUAAUUUAGAAAUUCUUAUUUAUUUCCGUCUAUAUAAAGAGAAAUGUUUUUAGUCUUUCAGAUACUACUUAUAUCAUGUAUAAACAUACUUAUAUGUUUACAACUCUUCUUCUUCUUCUACUUUUUUUCUUUACCUCAUCACUGUUUUUGUUGUUUUGAAAAUUGUUAAUCAAUGUGUUAUUGUUUGUUUUUUUCUCCAUUUUCUAAAGAUGUUUCCAAUGUUCACUAUCAUCAUUGUAUCUUCAUUGAAUAGAUUGGUAAUAAAAGAGUAACAUUCAUCUAUUUAUGGAUAGAUACAUUUUGUUCUCUUUUGCAAUUAUUAAGUAAUCCAUUACGAUGAUUCAUUUGUGUACAUUAAGUUUAUUAUAUACAUAUAAAUAUGAUCUGUUUGUAUAUGUUCAUCGUUGCCUGCUUUUUUUGUGUGCAUGAUAUUAACCCCGGUUUAUGAAUAUUAUGUAACUAUUAACUGCUGUUCAUUGUGUUAUGAUUGGUCAAUGAUUAUAAUGACAUGAUUCCAACUUUUAUCAUCAACAUCAUCAUUAUUCUCCUUACUUUAUAAAAGGUAUCUGCUAUGGCAAAAUUGAUUUUUCUUUCAUGAAGAUGAUUACAAAAACACGUCCAAUUAUUAUUAUUAUUAUUAUUAUUAUUAUUAUUAUUAUUAUUAUUACCAUGUUUUGUUUUUCGCCCUUCAUUCUUUUUCUUGCUGUUGUUGUUGUUGUGAUAAAAUAUUCUUUCUAGAUGUGUAUACACUACAUUCAUUUCAAGAUUAGAUAUUAUUAUUAUUAUCAUUAUUCGUCUAUGAUCCAUGGGUUGUUUUUUAUUUCUUUACCUUACUAUUUACCCAUUUCAUAGGAAGGAAUGGGAUUUAUUUUAAAAAAAAGUUUGCCUCCUUUAUUACUUUGCUUCAAAUGCAUUUAUAACGUAUUUUGCAUAUAUAAUCUAUAUGUAUCUAUGUAUUACUCUAUUUUUGAUCGAGUUUUGUUGACUAAGCUGGGUGAUAUGGUCGUGAAGCUUUCAUCGUUCAUCAUAGAAGACGUCUACCUGAAGUUUGUGCUGAUGAUGUCAUUCAGAUGAAGGAUAAGAGGUCCACGACCAAAUCAUCCAGCUCAGAGAACAAAACUUUAUCAAAGUUAUCCACUUGAGCUACAAAUUUUCUCCACCAUUUCAAAAUCAUAUGAGCAUGGUAUUGCUCUAUUGUAUAUGUUUUGUUUAAAGUGUAUUCUAUUACUUCCUAUUAUUGUUAAUGAUUAUUUGUUCAUUUGAACUAUAGACAAUCUAUUCAUUUACAUCUCAACACAACAUUGAUAUUAGUGUAAAUCAUUUUACUCUUUUUUAUAUCUCAGAGUAAAUGUUUUUUUUGUGUUAGUGACUGAGAAAAUAAGAAAUUAUUGAUUCUGAAAUUAGUUCCUUUUUUUUUCUUCUUUUUUUACUUUAUUGAAAUCAUAAAGUUAUCCAUGUUAAACUAUCAUUGAAAACCUAGUGAUCUAAUAACCCUAGCAAUCGAUGGUUAGAGACCUUGAAUGUGACAUUGCUCAAAAUCGUUUGGAAUGGCGUAGGAACAUUCACUCUUUGUGUUCUCCUAAAUUCUAAUCUACUGAAUUCUUCAUAUCCCUCAUCUUUUUCCUCUUUCCAAAUUUAUUUCACUGGAUUAUACUCCUUGAAUAACAUCUUCAAACUCUAAUCUUUCCUAUUACUUUUAUACUUUUACUAUCUCCACCACUAUGGGAUUUCAAUCGACAACUCCAUCUAUGUACUAAUGUGAUAUGGCAACUCAAACGGAUAUACGUAUGUAUGAAGUUCUACGUUGUUACUGACUGACUAACAAUCCUAUACUGAAAAAUACUUUCAAUUUUGUUUGUUUGAAACUGGUUGAAUAGCUUGUAUGAAUUAUUCACUAUAUUCAUAUUGAUAUCUUUUUUUUGGAUAUAUAGAUGAUUUCAGGAAUUUAUAUGAUCAAUAUAACAUUGUACUAAGGUAGUGUACUACUAUCAGUAAUUUCUAUCUCAUUUAUAAUUGUCUUAUGAUCCGGUCACAUUAAUCCGUUGUUUUAAGCUUAAGGUUAAUAAUUCUGUAUGUCUUUAUAUCAUAUAGAAUUCCAGUUCCUAGUUAAUUUCCAUCAAUAAUGAAAAUAAGUCAUUAAAUAACACGUUUUAACGGAAUUCGCCAACCAGUUGUAGAUACGGUAUAUGUGUUUUUAAUGAGUUCAUUCGUAGGCUAACUAUAUAAUUGCAUAAUCUUGGGAAAUCCAUUGAAGCUGAGUGGUAUAAAUAUUUAAAUAGUUAUCUUUUUUCAUUCUCUGAAGAAGUGACUCACUGAGUCACUAAAUGUCAGGAUAUUGCAAAUAUAACAUCCCUAUUAUUUAUACGGUUAGUGUAUAACCAAAUCUGCAGUUGUUCACUUAUGUAGUAAAUAUUCCUUAUUUAUAUAUGGAUCUGUAACGUUUAGAUUGGUCAUUGUCGCAUGGACUUUUUUGAAAUACGAGGUGGUUGGACUGACCUAAUGAAACUGUGUUGAAUUCACUGUGGAGCAUCAUUUGCUUCGAAUUUCCAAGUACACUUUGCUGAUGAGCACCAACUUCGAUGAAGCUUGAAUUCAAGGUUUCUAAGUUUUAAACAUAAAUAUUUAGAUGACUUUAUUUUUGAGAUGAACUGAUUUGAAUCAAUGUUUAUUCCAUUCAUUAACACAUCAAAUAUUAUCACUAGUAACCUUCAUAUGAUAUUUCACCAUGACCGACAAUGAAAUUGCAUAAUAUGUCUACUGAUUGUACAUUUUACAUUAAUUCCAAAAUUAAAGUACUAUAAUCCAGUUUUUUUUGUCCUCCAUCGUAGUUGCCAUAUUCUUCUUAUUCCCUUUGAUUAUUAUUAACAAUAUUCAUUUGUAAUAUCUAAUGCAAUUGGUUGCCAUUUAUUCUAUUUGUAAUCAUUUUUCUGCUGUUAACGAAAUUUGAUCGGUUGACAUUGUAUUGUGUUAUAUUGAACCUCAAAUGAUGAAAUGAUUAAAUCUUUCAACUUCACUCUACCUUUUUUUAUUCAAGUAGUCGAAUAGUAGUAUCAUUAACUAGCCUUCGCAAAAAUGCAUAUCCCGUAAAGUUAUGGAGGAAUUCACAAACAAAUGCCUAGUUGUUUAAUUUCAUUCAUUUAUGGUUGAUGAAAUCUUAGGUAAACAAAGUCCAAAUUGCUAAUCAAGGCAUUUUUUUAUGGUUUGGAAUGUACCCAUUUUGAGUAGACCCCUAUGCAAUCUAUUAUUAUCUUUUCAAGUCUGACGUGUAAAUAUUUCAUUUCUAGUUCUGUUGAAUUAUGUUGUACAAUUUCUCACAUGUGAUGGAAACAUAAAGACAAGGAUUGGCAAAGCAAGGGCAGCAUUCUUACAGUUGAACAACAUAUGGAACUCGAAACAACUGUCAACCAAUAUCAGGAUCUUCAAUACGAAUGUCAAAACAAUUCUACUGUACGGAGCUUAAACGUGGAGAACUACCACAAUCAUUAUAAAAAAAGUACGAAUAUUGAUAAACAGUUGUCUACGCAAAAUAUACUAGGUCCACUGAUUGGAUACUAUCAGUAACAAUCUACUGUGACAGAAAAAAAAUCAACUUACAACUGAAGAGGGAAUUAGAAAAAGAUGUUGGAAGUGGAUAAGACAUACAUUACGGAAAUCACCAAGCUGUAUGACGAAGCAAGUGCUAACAUGGAAACGUGAAAGAGGAAGAUCAACAAACGCACUGCAAUAGGAAUGUGAAUCAAACAUGAGAAGGAUGAAUAGUUACUGGAAAGGAUUUCCCAGGACAGAUUUUGAUGGAGAAUGCUGAUGGGCAGUCUAUGUCCCUCCACAAGGGAUAACAUGCCUAAAUCGACAUCAAUUGGGGUACAUUUGAAAGUCAAUGAAAUAUUUUAUUCCUCUCUAGGACUCCACAGUACUGCUCGCCUACUGUAUUUAAGGAAUGUUGAAAGCGCAUUAUUUUUCUCCUACCAAGAUAAUAUCUAAUAAUCAGAGUCUUCAACAUAAUCCAUUCCAUUAAUAAUAUCUAACCCAUUCCUGACAUAACAGAUGUUUACUCUCCUCAGAAUCAUAUUAGAACUUCAACAGUUCUUCUUGAAAUCAAUCAUCAGACCAAUCAAUAAUCAACUAAUCAAUAAAC